CUGCAGAGACCCCACGGAGCUGGAGCAGACUGCAGGACCAGCUGAAGUUUCAUUACUGUUUGCUUGUGUGAUUGGAUACUGCACUCUGGUGAAACUUUGAAGAGGCAUACAACAAUGAGUUCAUUCUCUAAGGUUGCCCAGUGUUAUGCGCAGGAGCUGGAUUCCACAGGACAGUUGUUGCCAGUCUCAGGGCCUCUGGACUCCUCAAAGUUCCUCCCCCUUCAUCUGGUACAGAGGGUUGAAAAGGGAUGGUUUAAAUAUAAAAAAAUACAAUACCACCCGACCUCAGUGGACCUGGGUAUGGUGCUAGUGGAUGGAGACACCUCAGACAUUGUUCAGAAAGUCAGUCCAGUGGGAACUGGUGAGCUGUCUUCAUGUACUGCUGUGGCUGUGAACACUGAUUUGAAGAUCCCUGUUUUGGAUGCUGGGGCUGAAGCUAGCCACACCCGGACUAGGUCUGUGGAGUCCACAGACUUGGAGAAAGUGGAGGUCUGCCCAGACAGCCUGGUGAAAAAGCUAGAAAACAGCAAGUUCAAUAUGAAUCACUGGAAGAUGAAAGCUCUGAGAAAUGCUAGCAGGGUGUGUGUGGUCAUUGAGGCUGUCCGAAUUCGGAACAAAAUGAAGUUAAUGAAGGACUCAUCAUCAAAGUUGUCCUUGAUGGUCAAGCCAUCAAAAUUAACUGAGGUGGGGGCAAAGGUGGAGGGACAGAGAAAUCUGAAGUUUGCGUACGAAGAGGGCACUGUCCUGGCAUGUAAAGCUUAUGAACUCAACAUUUCGACCAAAGGAGAGUUUCGUCACGCUUCACCUCCAAGUGAAAGAUAUCCUUUUCCUUUUAUUACAGAGGAUGAGGUCUAUUUCAGUCGCUCAGCAUAUGAAGAAAUUAACCAGGGCGUGGUUGACUACAUGCAGAGUGCAUUUAGUGAGUUCUUAAACCUGGAGCAGCCUGCUCGUGCUGAGCUCUGGACCCUCCUGUCAGAACUGCUCCUGGACAGAGAGGCCCUAACUGCACUCGACAGCUUUGUGGAUGAUGCAUUGCAGGGUGAUGCUGAGAAGCUGUCUCUGGACAGGGUGGAUGAGAAGCUGAGGCAUCCCGUUCAGGAUCUGCUGGACUACUUGGAGUUCUUUCCCGAUGGCAACUGCAAUCACAAGCUCUUCAGACCGGUCAUGUCCCUUAUCCAUGUCCUGGAUGAGCUGAGUGACAGAACUCUGAAUCUGAUCUCUGGACUUGACAAAGAGGCCUACAGACAGCAGAUUGAACUGGUGACCAUAGUCCUGCGACAGGCAGACGGGAGCUUGAGUUUGGAUAACCCUGACUGGACAGCUCGGUAUUCCAAGGAGAACCUGUGCUUGGUUCGGGAGCUGCUCUCUGACUGUGGGUUGAACAUGUGUGAUGAGCAGCCGAGCCUGAAGUUUAAACUCUCCAGCAAACAGGAACCUGUGCUGUAUGCGAUGUAUGUGGUGAUGACUUUGACCAAGUUCCUGAAGACAGAGUGAAAAGCAAAUCCAGCUAUGCCCUACCUGAACUCAUUACUGCCUUCCAGAAAUAAAUAAAUCCAUUAAUUUGAGUGCGUUAGUUUCAAAACAAGAAUAUAUGUCAUUCUCUCACCUUUACAAUUAAAUGGAGUGAUUUUUAAAAGUCUCAGUUAAGAGUGAUCUCAGAGUGGCUCACCUGGCAACAGUACUGCUGCUGUGUGGUGUGCAGAGUGAGUCAUGCAAUAGACAUUCCUGAACUCAUUACUGCCUUCCAGAAAUAAAUAAAUCCAUUAAUUUGAGUGCGUUAGUUUCAAAACAAGAAUAUAUGUCAUUCUCUCACCUUUACAAUUAAAUGGAGUGAUUUUUAAAAGUCUCAGUUAAGAGUGAUCUCAGAGUGGCUCACCUGGCAACAGUACUGCUGCUGUGUGGUGUGCAGAGUGAGUCAUGCAAUAGACAUUCCAAUCCAGGCUAUGUGAAGUAAUCUGUUCUUCACUAGUAAGAAGCAGUGUGGACAGGGAGGAAAAGUCAGAGGGACCACCUCCUCAUUGCUUUGUCGGUCAGGCACUCAAUGAGGAGCUCAGGGUGACAGGGUCAUUACACCUGGUCAGUGGGAUUGGAGGAUGCCCACUGAGAAUGUGGGUAUCCUGAACAGAGUGGGGAAUUGGUGAGAAGACAAAAAAUAUAACUGGAAAACAAAUUGUGAAUAAAAGAAGUGAAUACUCUGAAUUUAAAAAAAAACUUUUACAUUUAAUUAAAUAGAUUGCUGUUGAUGAGGGUCUUCAUUUUAAAGGUGAGGGAAGGUCAUUGUUUUUGAAUUAAGAAAUGAAUGAAUGGGACUCCAAGACUACCAAUACAUUUUGUUCUAGGCACUCGUGAGUUCAGGUAUCAGCAUAGCCCUAGUGAUAAAAUGACCAGACUGAACUAAAUGUUUUUCAACAAAACAGGUUUCUCUGUUCCAGUGGCACGCCAUGACAUUUAGCAAGGCAACUACUUUUACAGGAUGUAAACAAAAAAUAAAUCUACAGAUUGUGUGUAUAAAUCUACACCAUUUUUAUUAUUGCAGAGACAUUUAGCAGACACCUCUAUCCAACUUGACUUAAAACACAUCAUUUUUUUUACUUAUUUAGAUUAGACAAGGUGGCAGUAAAUAUCAUGAACACGGGAUAUUAAUUUCUGCAAUUGCAUGCCUUCACAGUAAAGUUUAAUGAACAUGGGAGAUGAAUUUUGCAGUUGCAUGCCUUCACUACCUUUUGCAAAUUGAGGCUUGUAGGGAAGUCAGCACAUCCUGGAUUGCAUGGCCAAGGCAAUGGUAUGCAAUUAGGGGCAUUGCGUAAGGUGAACAGAAAGGGUACAAGCGAUACAAUUUCUUACAUCAAGGCUGACACAUAUCAUCAGACAACCAUGUAGUUAUAUGAUGUUAAAAAAUAAUGCUAGUAUUAAUAUAAUGCUAUUACUGUUUAUAUUUUUUUUAAUGUGACUUUAUAGGGCAUGAAAUGCAACGUUGCACAUAUAGAUGGCAUGCUACUGGUCUUCUCUAUAUAUUUGGGUUGCAGGACUGUUAAAAUCUGAAUAAAUGUAUCUGAUGUUAAGAGCUCUGUGUCUUUGUUUUCUUACUUUAUAUUUACACCCUUGAUAUGUUAUAAUGUUUAUGUGGAUGUAACACUCUCCAGCAAGUUGUAGGAA
This is a messenger RNA of Myxocyprinus asiaticus (Chinese sucker), 3156 nucleotides long. RefSeq lists its product as uncharacterized. The record is from RefSeq and is a predicted model, not a curated record. The transcript has 12 exons. Bases 115 to 1494 code for a protein of 459 amino acids. Lineage: Eukaryota; Metazoa; Chordata; Actinopteri; Cypriniformes; Catostomidae.